Closterium sp. Naga37s-1 is the source of this 1860-nucleotide messenger RNA. Lineage: Eukaryota; Viridiplantae; Streptophyta; Zygnematophyceae; Desmidiales; Closteriaceae. The record is from the annotation of a GenBank genome assembly.
AUGAUUCUGGGGGCCGCACCGGAUGAUACGCAACAGUGCGGUAACGGGCGUGGCGGAGAAGCAAAGGAUAAACAAGGAGGGCAGACCGUGAAAGGGGCAUUGGCGGCGGCGAAGCCACCCACGAAGCGCAGGAGUAAGAAGGCCAGCACUAAACCCCUUCCAAAGGGUAAAGCUUCCCUAAACCGUCCUGACCUGUCCCCUCAUGCGCUAUCCCAUCCUGACCUGUCCCAUCUUGCUCUCACCCUACACCAAUCAGCGGUGAAGAAUUCUGGUGUGGGUCCGCCAACCACCAUCGAGCGAUUCAACCUUGGGGGGGGAGGGGGGAAGCUGCCCCAGCUACAGGUCACCCAGCGGGCAACUACUAGUGCGAUGCAAGUGGGAGCAGCAGCAGCUCCUGCGGGUAUGACUGUUGCGAGGGUGGGAGGAGCAGCGCCAACGGGAGGGAGGGUGGGAGCAGCAGCAGCAUCAACUGGGGUGAGGGUGGGAGCAGCAGCAGCGUCAACGGGAGGGAGGGUGGGAGCAGCAGCAGCAUCAACUGGGGUGAGGGUGGGAGGAGCAGCAGCGGCAUCGACUGGAGGGAGGGUGGGAGCAGCAGCGGCAUCGACUGGAGGGAGGGUGGGAGGAGCAGCGGCAUCGACUGGAGGGAGGGUGGGAGGAGCAGCGGCAUCGACUGGAGGGAGGGUGGGAGAAGCAGCGGCAUCGACUGGAGGGAGGGUGGGAGGAGCAGCGGCAUCGACUGGAGGGAGGGUGGGAGGAGCAGCGGCAUCGACUGGAGGGAGGGUGGGAGGAGCAGCGGCAUCGACUGGAGGGAGGGUGGGAGCAGCAGCAGCAUCUACUGGAGUUUUCAGGCCCAGGGGUACCACUACUGUAAGGACGCCGCCUCCAGGGCCCACGGCUUUGGCUGCCGUAUCAACCAGGGUGGCGCAGACGCAGUGGGUAUCACGAGCGGAGUUUGCGGCGCUUAGGAAGGAGAUGCUCCAACAGUUUGAGAGCCUCAGGGCUCAAGGAGUCGCGGUUCCUGCUCAAGGACUUGCGUCGCAGGGCAGCGACGCAACAACAGGCGUUCCUCGCCCUCCAAGUCGGAGUGCCGGACAAAUCGCUCUGGAAAUGGUGAUCGUCGAUGCUGGAGACUGGAAGGUGAAGUGCCGGAGUGUCAUCACCGAGUUCUUCUGGCUGAACGACGCUCUUCACAUCCAGAUGUAUCCUUCGAGUGAAGAGGCGAUGGCUGGGUUAUCUACUUAUCUGUCCCCUGAUACCAUGCCCCACUUGCAACUGCUGUGGAAACAACAAUGCCCAACAACAAAGGGGGCAUUCUAUACAGCAUGCAGCAAUACCCGGUGUGCAAUUGGCAAAAUACUCCGUCGAUUGGUUCUAACUGCAUUGGGGCGGGAGAAAAACAAGGGGAAGGUGAUGUCCCUCCCGGCGGAGUUGGAUCGUCCGGCGGUGUAUCGGAACGAUGCCGAACUGGUCCGGGACAACAUGACUGACGAGUGGGGGCUGAAAUGGCAUGUUGACCAGAUCACGCAGCGCCCAUUCUCCACGAAAUUGUUUGCGAUCGCCAUGAGCAAGGCGUUUCGAAGGCGCCGCGUCGAUGUCACAGCGUGGAAGACACGCAUGGUGGCUUUUGCCUUGUUUUCACUCGAGAACCCACUGUUGGAGGCAGCAGGGGAUGGCAAGCUGGGCACGGACCAGCGUGAAAACCGCAGGUUGUUCGAGCUAACGUGCAUCAGGGUUCGACGUUGGGUGGAGCACUAUGUGAAUGUGCUGGGCGUCACGCAUGAUGCGACAACAAACGCGUGGGUGUUCGAAAACGGGGUCCGUAUUGAUGCGUCGGAUUACCCUGCACUAUUGCCUGUUUGA